This is a messenger RNA of Microplitis demolitor, 1842 nucleotides long. Its product is annotated as nucleoporin NUP42. The transcript has 5 exons. Gene Ontology annotation, molecular function: metal ion binding. Bases 130 to 1761 code for a protein of 543 amino acids. Lineage: Eukaryota; Metazoa; Arthropoda; Insecta; Hymenoptera; Braconidae. The record is from RefSeq and is a predicted model, not a curated record.
GUCAGUGGAAAUGGUGGAAAUUUAUUAGUAAACACAAGCAGUUGUAUGAGGUUAUAACUUGCACAAUAUUACUAAAUUGAUAAUUAAUUAUUUAUGUAUCUGAUUACAUAAUUAAACUAAAUAUUAAAAAUGGUUGUAUGUAAAUAUUAUCAACAAGGGACUUGUAGAUACGGACAAAGUUGUCGAUUUGAUCAUAUAAAUAAUUUUGGACGGCAAGGAAACGAAAAAUAUGGUGAAAAUAAAAGUAUUGUACUAGGAGUAGCUGAAGAAGUGCUAACUGCCGAACGAGGCGGACAAUGGCCGCUGUCUUGUUUCGGGCCGUUCAAGGAGCAACCAUCCAUCCCAGGGUUCGAAGACGUGUCACCAGAAGAAGUACGCUGGGAGAUGUAUCAAGCCCAGAAAAACAACACCGUCGAGCAAACAAAGCAGCAGUUCCAGCAGUUGUGCCAAGAUGCCAUUACCAGGCGCAACGUUCUCAAAAACCCGACCCGUGAAACCGCGGCCAUGCUUGAGAAGCUUCAAAAAGGAACCACUGACUCCAACAACAGUUUUUUGCGCAGCACUCUUUUUACUCCAUCUGCUAAUUCCUCUUCCAGCAUCUUCGGCGCUUCCCAAUCAAAUCCAUUUACCACUCGGAAUUUUACUCCCACCACAAAUUCACUCUUUGCUUCUUCUACUGCGACUUCAACGCCAUCUAUUUUUGGCGCAAAACCUUUCGGAAUGACCAAGCCCUCGCUGUUUGGCGGCGCAAAUACACAACAGACGACAUUUGCUGCUCAGCCUGGACAAAGUAUGUUUGGAGCAGCCCCCGCAGGCACCAAUACAGCUCCCAGUAUUUUUGGUGCAGCAAACACAGCAAAUGCAGCCAACGCUAAUACAUUUGGCAAUACAUUUACGUCAACUGCACCGACAAAUUUAUUUACAAGCAGCAGCGCUACCCCAGCUACAGGAAUAUUUUCAAAUACAUUAAAUACAAACAAUACAUUGGCCAGCAAUACAAUAUUUGGACAGACAAAAAAUACAGCAGCAUUUGGUGGUGCUCCUGUAUUCGGCAGUACCUCGACAUUUGGAAAUGCUGGGUUGUUUAAUAAGCCUAAUACGUCUGUAUUUAGUAAUAAUACAGGUGCUAAUACAUUUGGAACAAAUACAGGCGGUAAUACGACUAAUAGCGCAUUUGGAGGGAAUAUGGGUGCAAAUACAUUUGGAACAAAUACAGGUUCUAGUACAUUUGGAAAUAAUACAGCCCCUAAUGCAUUCGCAGCAAAUACAGGUUCUAAUACAUUUGCCAACAAUACUGGAUCUAAUACAUUUGCCAACAAUACUGGAUCUAAUACAUUUGCACCAAAUACAGGUGCCAAUGCAUUCGGAAAUGUACAAAAUACAUUUUUCAGUAGCUCGGGAAAUUCACCACCGACUACAAAUUUCAAUACACCAUUUUUACCGCCAUUUAAUACAGGUUCUAAUACAUUUGGAAUAAAUACAAGUGCUGGUGAUAGUGGUGUUGGCGGUAAUACAACCACUACUACAGCUAAUGCAGCAGCUAUAAGUAGUAAUCCUUUUGCACCGACUGGACAAACUUUUGCUAACAAUCCUUUUGGAACUGGAGCUGGAACUGGACCCGUUGGAACAUCAGCUAGUAUCGAUACCACCUGUUAUACACCGAUGGACGAACUAACAGAGGAAGAAAAAAAUAUCUACGCCGCGGAUAAGUUUUUGUUUAAAAAAAUACCUCUAAAGCCGCCUAGUAUUGAAAUAAGAUAAUUAUGUAAUUCUUUAUUCUUGCAAAUGUAAAUAUUUUGAAACUUUUAAUGAAUAUAACUAAGUUUAUUUAAUAAUAAUAAA